This is a messenger RNA of Suhomyces tanzawaensis NRRL Y-17324, 2163 nucleotides long. RefSeq names its product mismatch repair ATPase (gene MLH1). Gene Ontology annotation, cellular component: MutLalpha complex. Gene Ontology annotation, biological process: mismatch repair. The transcript is spliced from 2 exons. The record is from RefSeq and is a predicted model, not a curated record. NCBI's taxonomy places the organism in Eukaryota, Fungi, Ascomycota, Pichiomycetes, Serinales, Debaryomycetaceae. The coding region runs from base 1 to 2163 and encodes 720 amino acids. Gene Ontology annotation, molecular function: ATP-dependent DNA damage sensor activity; ATP binding; mismatched DNA binding.
AUGGGAGCUAUUCACAAGUUGGAUGCAGCAGUCAUCAACAAGAUUGCGGCUGGUGAGAUCAUCAUCCAGCCUGCCAAUGCGCUCAAGGAGAUGUUGGAAAACUCGAUCGACGCCGAAGCCUCCAUGAUCGAUGUGGUGGUUAAGGACGGCGGCCUCAAGUUGCUCCAGAUCACCGAUAACGGGAGUGGCAUCAACAAGGAAGACUUGGGGUUGCUCUGCGAGAGGUUUGCUACCUCCAAGUUGGCCAAAUUUGAGGACUUGGAGUCCAUUGCCACCUAUGGCUUUCGUGGUGAGGCCCUAGCCAGUAUUCUGCACAUCUCACGGGUUUCUGUCAUCACCAAGACCAAAGAUACCCAGUUGGCAUACAAGGCGUUCUACACGGGCGGAAAGAUGGUGGGGCCCAACUUCAAGGCGCUGGCACCAGUGGAGCCCAAACCCAUCGCAGGAAAGGACGGGACCCAGAUCAUCGUGGAGGAUUUGUUUUACAACCUCCCCUCCAGAGCCAAGUCGUUGAAGUCCAAGUCAGAGGAGUACUCCAAGAUUGUGGACGUCAUAGGCAGAUACGCCAUCCAUUCUGCUGGGGUCGGAAUCACCUGCAAAAAGUUUGGCGACUCCAAUCAUGUGAUAGCCACACGGCCAAACCUCCCCAUCAAGGAACGGAUCAGAAGCAUUUUCGGCACUGAUGUGGCCAGCGAGCUCAUCGAAUUUGAUGUAGAAGCUAACGAGGCCUUGGGUUUGGUGAAGGCUAACGGCGCAAUCACUUCCCCCAACUAUGGCAGCAAAAAGAAGGCACAACCGGUAUUCUUCAUAAACCAUCGUUUGGUAACCUGCGAUCCACUAAAACGGGCUAUCAAUUCUGCAUACCAAAUAUUUUUACCCAAAGGAAAUCACCCAUUUGUGUAUCUUAGCUUGGAAAUCAACCCGAAAAAUGUGGACGUAAAUAUCCACCCUACAAAGAGAGAAGUUAGAUUCCUACACGAAGAAGAAAUCAUUGAACAUAUAAGCGGGGCAAUCCAUACGAAAUUAUCGGAUGUGGAUACCUCAAGAAAAUUCAAAACUCAAACGCUUCUAGGGUAUGCCGAAAAGAAAAAGAAUGACGACUAUGAAUUAAUGACAGGAUUAAAGAAAGCAAGACAAGAGAACAAGCUUGUACGGGUAGAUCCCCUGCAAAUAAAAAUCAGUUCAUACCUCUCACAACAAUCCAAAGGAAAUUACAUUAGUCAAGUAAACAAGGAAUUGAGAAGCGAGACCAGCUCUGUGAUCGAAGAUAAAUCUAUAGAAGAAGAUGAUGUUCCACACGAAGUCAUUAAUAAUGAGGAAACUAUUGAGCAUAUAGAAAAUAAGCUUGAAAGUGAACCGGGAAGUCCAGAUGAGUCCCAAAUCACCAUCACCGACCACCCCAGGGUCAAGGUGAAUUUGGACAGUAUCAAAGAACUCCAGAAAGAGUUGAGUGAUGAAGUUCACAAGCCGUUGACGAACAUCUUCAACAACGCUGUCUACGUGGGAGUUGUUGACGAAAAGAGAAGGCUCUGCUGUUUCCAAUACGACGUGCAGUUGUACCUCUGCGAUUACGCCUCGACAUUGCUUGAGUUUUACUACCAGGUGGCACUAGAGGAAUUUUGCAACUACGGCACCAUCGAGUUGUCGGAGCCCGUUCUGCUCGACGAGUUGAUGGAGCCUUUGCAGUCGAUGGACGUGCAGCCAAGGCAGGUGGUGUACGAAAAGCUUGAAUCCAUGCUGGAUAUGCUUCAGGAAUACUUUCACAUCACCAUCAAAAGGCAUGCGACCGGGUUGAAGUUGCACACCCUUCCCAUGCUUCACAAGCAUAUCCGGCCUGUGCUCUCGAAGUUGCCCUACUUCAUCUACAGAUUGGCCAUCCGGGUCAACUACGACGAGGAGAAAGCCUGCUUGCACGACGUCAUGCGCCAGAUAGCCCUUCUAUACCUUCCCGAGCCUAUCGAAUCCGAACUUCCACCAUCAUCGUCGUCGCAACCAGUCCGCGAAUCGUCGGCUGGGUCGAAAAAAGCCCACUUGGAAGAUCUCUUGGAGCACGUCUUGUUCCCGUUGAUGAAGCAGCGGUUCCUCGCCACCAAGGCAUUGCUCAAUGACGUUAUCCAGAUUGCAGAUUUACCUGGACUCUACAAGGUGUUUGAGCGCUGCUAA